GUUAUAGAGAGACAACAAACUCUCUAUAUUUCUUUUUUAUGGUACCAACUAACCAGUUGGUAAAUAACAACUUCAUAUUUCUGAUUUCUCAUAAAGACUCCUAAUUCCAUUUUUUAUUGGGAUUAUUGAAGAUCUUUGAGACCAAUUAUCUAAGGAAAAAUGGGGACUUAUUUGAUCACUCUAGCUGGCCUCUUGUUUGUGUUCUUUUCUUAUGCAGCUGCUUAUGAUCCACUGGAUCCCAAUGGGAAUAUCACUAUUAAAUGGGAUGUCAUGUCUUGGACUCCUGAUGGCUAUGUUGCUGUGGUAACAAUGAAUAACUUCCAAAUGUACCGGCACAUUAUGACACCUGGCUGGACAUUAGGAUGGACAUGGGCAAAAAAGGAAGUGAUAUGGACUAUGAUAGGUGCACAAGCUACAGAACAAGGUGACUGCUCAAAGUUCAAGGGAAAUGUUCCACAUUGUUGCAAGAAGACUCCCACUAUUUUAGAUAUGCUCCCAGGAGUACCUUAUAACCAACAAUUCACCAAUUGCUGCAAAGGUGGAGUUUUGGCUUCUUGGGGACAAGAUCCUCAAGCUUCUGUCUCUGCUUUUCAAGUUAGUGUUGGCCAAGGUGGUACCUCAAACAAGACUGUAAAACUUCCAAAGAACUUCACUUUGCUUGGGCCUGGACCAGGUUACACUUGUGGCCCUGCAAAGAUUGUCCCUUCUACCAAAUUCUUCACGCCUGAUCUAAGACGGAAAACUCAGGCACUCAUGACAUGGAAUGUAACAUGUACAUAUUCUCAGUUUGUAGCCCGAAAACACCCAAGUUGUUGUGUCUCCCUUUCAACUUUCUACAAUGAAACCAUUACUACCUGUCCUUCUUGUGCUUGCGGUUGUGAGAACAAACACAAAUGCAUCAAGAGCGACUCCAAACUACUUAGUGUGGUGGGGGUAAACACUCCAAGGAAAGAUAAUGCACCAUUACUACAGUGCACACAACAUAUGUGCCCUGUUAGAAUCCAUUGGCAUGUGAAGCUCAACUACAAGGAAUACUGGAGAGUCAAGAUUACUGUUACCAACUUCAAUUACAGGGUCAAUUACACACAGUGGACUCUUGUUGCUCAGCAUCCAAAUCUUAACAAUGUAACGCAAGUUUUUAGCUUUGAUUACAAGCCUCUCGUUCCAUAUCAAUCGAUAAAUGACACGGGAAUGUUCUAUGGUAUGAAGUUCUACAAUGACUUACUUAUGGAAGCAGGGCCAACUGGAAAUGUUCAAUCAGAAGUGCUUCUCCAGAAAGAUAAAGACACUUUUACCCUUAAACAAGGAUGGGCAUUUCCUCGAAAAGUAUACUUCAAUGGCGACGAGUGCAUGUUACCACCACCAGAUACUUAUCCAUACUUUCCCAACUUUGCCCAACAGAAUCUGGUUGCUUUUUCGACAUUGUUUUGUUCUAUGUUUUUUAUUUUACUUGUUCUGUUUUAAUCAUUUCUCUAGUUUGUGAAUAACUAAAAAUUUUGAAGCCAGGCAACCAUUUCAGAUGAAUUGGUAAUACAAUACUUUAAAAUAUAUUCAUUGAUAGAACAUGUCAUGAACAUGUAUUAUCGCAAUCUAGGGAUCAAUUUGAGCAUGUUGGUUCAUGACAAGCAGUUCUAGUAUAUUGAAAACUUUGUUCAUGUCAUUGCAAUGGUCCCAAAAUGCUAGAAAUUGCUUAAAUAAAGGGAUUUUUACACUAUA
Molecule: messenger RNA, 1716 nt
Organism: Lycium barbarum (goji berry)
Lineage: Eukaryota; Viridiplantae; Streptophyta; Magnoliopsida; Solanales; Solanaceae
Product: COBRA-like protein 4
Exons: 7
Coding region: 160-1464 (434 amino acids)
Biological process (GO): plant-type cell wall cellulose biosynthetic process; cellulose microfibril organization
Cellular component (GO): plasma membrane
Source: RefSeq, a predicted model, not a curated record